Molecule: messenger RNA, 790 nt
Organism: Aureobasidium subglaciale EXF-2481
Lineage: Eukaryota; Fungi; Ascomycota; Dothideomycetes; Dothideales; Saccotheciaceae
Exons: 1
Coding region: 102-722 (206 amino acids)
Source: RefSeq, a predicted model, not a curated record
AAUGGAGUUGUUGUGAGCGGGAUCUCGGACUUGGACAGAGCGGUCGACAACAACAAGUGAAUCUUUGAUGUUUCUUUCAAAUAUGUAAGGACCUUACUUAGAUGACGCUCCUCUCAACUGGUGUCGACUGGCUCUUGCUUGCUCGAUGGAAGAGAAAGGGGAUGAGAGAUUGGAAUGGAAGACGAAUGACUACACAUACUCAUCAUCGAAGAUACCCACCUCACCAUCACUGCAGUUGCUCAGUGAUCCGCCAACACUUUGCUCAUUUCACUACACUGUUGCCUGUCCUGCACAUGUCGGGAUUUGAAGAUGCCUCGGUGAAACACUGUACUUACAACAUACCUCACUCGUCGGAUCAUGACAACGAGCCUAAGAUGAUCUAUAUUUGGCUGAGGACUGUCAACUAUGUAUCACAAUGUGUGGUCAAGAAGAAGCCAUCUGCUGCAGAGGUGGUUGGACUUCGAGCUUCUUCCCUGGCCGAAGAGCAGCCGCGGGCGACCAAGUCAAGCUUGCAUCGCAUACAACCCUGCUCCAGCCCUAAUCUUGUUACAAACCCACCAUACCAACUUCUUCUGCUCUUAUCUGUGUACAGCAAGAACAAGGAUAGCAAAACAUGGACCCGUCUCAAUACCAGUUGUCUGGGACCUCUCGUUGCCUGUAGUGCGUCGAUUCGCCUAUGUCUUGACCGUACACCCGUUCGUGUACAUUCUCGUCAGCGUUGAUCCGUCGCCCACCUGGACAAGACCCGAAUAACACUUAGCCAAGCAAAUCGCACCUGCCUCUCCAGAUA